Malurus melanocephalus (red-backed fairy wren) is the source of this 1925-nucleotide messenger RNA. It is a transcript of the gene PCTP, whose product is annotated as phosphatidylcholine transfer protein. The transcript is spliced from 6 exons. Gene Ontology annotation, molecular function: phosphatidylcholine binding; phosphatidylcholine intramembrane carrier activity. The record is from RefSeq and is a predicted model, not a curated record. Lineage: Eukaryota; Metazoa; Chordata; Aves; Passeriformes; Maluridae. The coding region runs from base 54 to 749 and encodes 231 amino acids.
GGCGGAGCGGGUUGCUGUGCCCGCCCGAGAGUGUGCCCGCCCGGCGCCCGGGGAUGGAGGGGCAGCCCGAGCUGGAGGGGGCGGUGGGGCCGCCGCGCAUGGAGGAGCCGGCAUCGCGGCGCUUCUCGGAGGAGCAGUUUUGGGCCGCCUGCCGGGAGCUGGACCAGCCGGCGCCGGCCGCGGCGGGGCCUUGGGAGCUCCUGGUGGAGACGGCGGGCGUGCGGAUCUACCGGCUGUUCCACGAGCAAUCAGGACUUUUUGAGUAUAAAAUCUUCGGUGGUCUUGAUGACUGCCCCCCAAAGUUGUGUGUGGAUGUCUACAUGGAUUUGAAAUUCAGAAAAGAGUGGGAUCAGUAUGUUAAAGAACUGUAUGAGGAAACAUACGAUGGUGAAAAAGUAAUCUACUGGGAAGUGAAGUACCCUUUUCCUCUCUCCAACAGAGAUUAUGUCUAUAUUCGGGAACGUCGGGAGAUGGAUAUGGAUGGGAGGAAGAUCUGGGUUGUGCUAGCAAAAAGUGUGACUGUUCCUCAGUGCCCUGAAAAGCCUGGUAUUACCAGAGUUAAAAGCUAUAAACAAAGCCUGGUAAUUGAAAGUGAUGGCAAGGCUGGAUCUAAAGUCUAUAUGUACUAUUUUGAUGAUCCUGGUGGCAUGGUUCCAUCCUGGCUGGUCAACUGGGCUGCCAAGAGUGGUGUGCCUGCUUUCUUGAAGGAUAUGCAAAAAGCUUGCCUUAAAUAUUCUAAGAGCAGAUAGGUAUUGAAAUUGAUCUUAAUCAUUUAAUUCUUAGAUCUCUGUUCUUACAGGAGUGAUUGUUAUGUAUUACACUGGAUAAAAUCUACCUCUAAUAUCAGAAAGAAUUUUAUUUUAAUAUCAUUAUGCCUUGAGUUUUAUUAGAUCUUCUUUUUCCAUCUCCAACUAAAGAGCUGGCCACUGACAAGGUAACACCAACAUCAGCUACUUUUGAAAGUAUUCAAGUUUUGGCUUGUUUCCCAUGCAUUGCUUGUGCUGAUUGUUAGGAGUCAGCCAGAGGAGUUUGUGAUGGAUAUGCUACAUCCUUGCACAAGAGACGGCAAUCUUACUAGAAAAUAUGUCUGAACUUGGACUGCACAUUAUCUGCAUGUGUUAUGCCCAGAUCUGCCUUUGCUGCCUUGCAGGUGGCUUCCUACCCAACCUCAGUAAUGGGACUUGCAUUGCAUAGGAGGAAAYGUUUUUGCUACCCAGGUUUGUCAUUCUUAAACUCUCUGCCUGUUCUAAACCUAAAAAAUGUUGAGGGCUGAGGUAAAUUACUAGAAAUGUGCAGCAGGAACUGGAAGUUUGUGUUAUGAAGCUUCCUUGUGAUGGCUUUAAGUCCAGUUGUAAAAAUGUAAAAAAACUCAACCCUAAAGCCUUGGUAUCACAACUCUUAUGUAAAAAAGUAAAAACACUGUGUCCAGCUAGAAGAAAAAGAAGGAGGUGACUUCUUCCAUAUCUGAUUUAAGUGGAACAAGUUUUAUCUUCAGUGUCAGUCGCUUUUUCUCUAAGGAAGCUUGGAUAACAACUUGAAACUGGAAGUAAUUUUAAACUGKGUGCCUGCCACUGAAUGUGGAUGARCUUGAUGYGGAACUUGGGCUUGCUUGCAUUUUUAARUUUCAUGCUGAUAYAAAGAAUGGRUGUUAACCCACUGAAAGCUUAACUGAGCAGCAAAUUAAAUUUCCAGCACMUUUUCAGGGGGUGGGGCAGGGAGUACUUAAAAGAUGAGAGAACCCCAAUCUCAGGGAUUUAAAAUAUUCUACACUGUUUCUAAAUCUAGUCCUGUUUCUGAAUAAAUCUGGUAAUGGAGUAGCUUUGUCUUGUUGAAAACAAAACUAUUGAAGUGAUUGACUUUAUACCUUGUGUGAAUAUUUGCUUCCAAUAAAUUAUUAUUUUAUCCAUGUAGUGUUCUUUUUGUGU